AUCCAGACCGCAGAGCUCCUGCCAGCGGCCGCGCUCCGGCUGCAGGGUACCGAUCCCCGCCGCUGGGACCGGGACGGAGACUUCCCCCUACUGGGAACGGGCGAGGCUGCGGCCGCGGGAGCCCUGCCGGUGCCAGGAUGGGCAGAAGGAGAGGAGCAGACCCAUGAAGCUCCUCCAAUCCGGGGUGGGGUAGGGCACGGCACGGAGCGGAGCUGCCCCCGGUUGAGUCACCGCCGCAGCUCGGGACCGCGGCUGGGGAGAGCCUCGCCGGGGCUGGGCAGUGCCACAGCGCCCGCGGGACGUGGAGGCUGCAGGAUGAUGCAGUGCGGAGCCUGUGCCCGGGCGGUGCUGGCACUGAUGUCCCUCUCCCUUGGCAUCGCUGCUGAUGAGCUGCUGUGCGCCUGCGACGUGCCACACUGCAGCGAGCCCAGCUGCACGGGCAAGGUGUGCUUCACCAGCAAGAGGAAGGAGGAGGGAGCCAUCGUCCAGCACAGGGGCUGCCUGUCCCAGAACAUCCUGGAGCACUGCCACACGUCUGUGACAGAGCAGUACGGCAUGAGGUGCUGCGAGUCCAGCAUGUGCAACGCCGAGCUGGAGAUCUUCCUGCAAGGAGAAGAGGCCCUGGGAAAGGCACCUUCCCUGCCCAACCUCCUCUUGAUGAUCUUCGUCCCCCUGCUCACCCUCCUCAUCCUCGUGGUGCUCACAGCACUCUUCUGCUGGAAGGUUGCCCAGCACCGCCACAAGGAAAACGACCUGGGGGACAUGGACCUCAUGCUGAAGGCAUCCACGGUGGGAGACAGCACUUUGGAGGACCUGCUGAGCGAUGACUGCACCACAGGCAGCGGCUCAGGGCUGCCCUUCCUGGUCCAGCGCACUGUGGCUCGGCAAAUCACCCUGGUGGAGUGCGUGGGCAAAGGGCGCUACGGCGAGGUGUGGCGUGGGGUGUGGCACGGCGAGAGCGUGGCCGUGAAGAUCUUCUCCUCCCGGGACGAGCAGUCCUGGUUCCGUGAGACGGAGAUCUACAACACAGUCCUGCUCCGGCACGACAACAUCCUGGGCUUCAUUGCCUCUGACAUGACGUCGAGGAACUCCAGCACUCAGCUCUGGCUCAUCACUCACUACCAUGAGAAUGGUUCCCUCUAUGACUACCUGCAGAGGACAGCCCUGGACGUGGAGUCCUGUUUGCUGUUGGCCUCCUCCAUCAUCUGUGGCCUCGUCCAUCUCCACGUGGAGAUCUUUGGCACCCAGGGCAAGCCUGCCAUUGCCCACCGCGACCUGAAGAGCAGGAACAUCCUGGUCAAAAACAAUCGCCAGUGCUGCAUAGCAGACCUGGGGCUGGCCGUUAUGCACUCCCAGGGCAGCGACUACUUGGACAUUGGCAACAACCCUCGGGUGGGCACCAAGCGCUACAUGGCCCCCGAGGUGCUGAGCGAGCAGAUCCGCACCGACUGCUUCGAGUCCUACAAGCAGACUGACGUCUGGGCCUUCGGGCUGGUGCUCUGGGAGCUCACUCGCCGCACUGCCGUCAACGGCAUCGUGGAGGAGUACCGACCACCCUUCUUCGACGCCGUGCCCAGCGACCCCAGCUUCGAAGACAUGAAGAAGGUUGUGUGCAUCGACCAGCAGACCCCCAGCAUCCCCAACCGACUCUUCUCCGACCCGGUUUUGUCGACGCUCGCAAGGAUCAUGAAGGAGUGCUGGUACCAGAGCCCCUCCGCCCGCCUCACCGCCCUGCGGAUCAAAAAGACACUGAAGAAGCUGAACAAUUCCCUGGAGAAGCCCAAGCUGCAGCAGUGAGCAGCGAAGGGCACCGCACUGGAGCAGUGAGCAGCGAAGGGGACCGCACUGGAGCAGUGAGCAGCGAAGGGAACCGCAUUAGAGCAGUGAAGGGCACCGCAUUGGAGCAGUAAGCAGCGGCAGGGAAGGAGACCGCACCGGAGCAGCGAGCAGCAGGCACACAUCAGAGCCACUCGUGGGAGGCAGCAGGGAUGGCAGCGAUGCCAGCACCAGGAUGGCUCCCAGGCACGGAGGGGGUUUUGCUCCCAGGCUUUUCCCACCCUUCCUUGGUGGCUUUUUAACUUGCAAGGAGGGAAAAAACAAGGGAGGGGGGAGGGGAGUGGGUGGGAAAAGGCAAAAGGAAUCUUCCAGCCCAGCUAUAAAAAUACCCCCCCGGAUCCGUCAGCCGAUGCCAGCAUGUGGCGCCUGCCCGGCAGGAAUGGCAGCAGGUGCCAGGGGGGGCUGGCAGCCCACCCUGAGCCUCCAUCCAGACACCACAGUCAAGGGGCGAGCAGGCACUGGAGCCCCAGCACCCACGCCCUGCUGCAGCCCCCGAGCUCAGCUGGGCACCCACCCCAUCGUUGGCACCCAGCGUGGCAUGCAGGCAGCGGGUGCUGCCCCAGCCUGCCUGCUUGGCGCGUUGGCAGCUCAAGGGCCCCACCAGGAAUUCCCCGGCAGGCUGCAGUGCCCGGCGUGCCUCUCACCAAAGCAGCUCUGGAUUUGACGGGGAAAAGAUGGUCCUGGGACAGAAUUCCCUGCACCAGGACGGAUCCACGCCCUGGAGCAUCUCAGAGCUCACCUGGAUCAAAGCUCUCAGCAAACCCAGCAGGGACCAACCACCCUUAGUGCCACGGGGACCUGCCAAGACCCGAGCUGCCACAGCUCUGCUGGCCUGAUCCUUCCCCUCACCUCCUUUUCCUGAGCCCUUUGGGUCUUUGCCAACGCUUUGGUGUUUCCCAGUGCGUUUUGGAGCGCCCCAGCCCAGACUUCUCACUGCCCCCUCCUCAGAUCCCUCCGCGUUUGGGGGCUGUUUGGACAGGACCAGGGCGUUCAGCAGAAGCAGCUUUGCUCCAGAGUUAUUUAAUGAUUAAGAUUUAAUAUAUUUAAUAAAGGUGUAAAGCUA
This is a messenger RNA of Pogoniulus pusillus (Red-fronted tinkerbird), 2899 nucleotides long. It is a transcript of the gene ACVRL1, whose product is annotated as activin A receptor like type 1. Bases 316 to 1797 code for a protein of 493 amino acids. Gene Ontology annotation, molecular function: ATP binding; transmembrane receptor protein serine/threonine kinase activity. The record is from RefSeq and is a predicted model, not a curated record. NCBI's taxonomy places the organism in Eukaryota, Metazoa, Chordata, Aves, Piciformes, Lybiidae. The transcript is spliced from 10 exons. Gene Ontology annotation, cellular component: BMP receptor complex; plasma membrane. Gene Ontology annotation, biological process: transforming growth factor beta receptor signaling pathway; cellular response to growth factor stimulus; protein phosphorylation.